AUGCAUCGUAACGGUUGGUAUAAAGCCACAAAACUUGCACUCGGCAAGGACAUGGUUGCGGAUUUCAUGUCAUAUUUUCCCACCUACAUUUGGAGAGACACCAUAACGAAUUGCAGAAAUCACAUGCUGAAGCACAUGAAGGUGACCCGCUUGGACGACGCUUUUCCUAAAUUAGUCAAUCUUGUUAGCCCAAUCAAUGUGAUUUUAAAUUACGCUUUCUACUUUGAGAAUGAUCGUUAUGACUGGCAUUUAGAUGUCAACAAAAAUCUUUCAGCCUACAACUCAAAAGAACUUCCUCGCGGUGUCAACAUCAAACCCAAUGAGACUAUACCAGAGGUGCGUGUCACCGUACAUGAGACUUACUACCGAAAACCAAAGGAGCCCAACCCUUUACUGCAGGGCUACUGCGUUGCAAAACGAUCCGUGGGCCCACUGCCCGCCAAUUGCCAAGCAUUUGAAAAUGUCACCAACUUUCAGUUGUUUGAGUUUGGUUGGUUCCCAAAUAUCAUUCAGAGCCACAUCAGUACAUGGUGUGGAUCAGACGAAGGUCGCCGAGACUGUGUCCGGCGUCUGGAAGCCCACUACAAGAACGUGAAGACUUACUACAACCUGGGAUGGUUUGAUUUGAAUUUGAGACGGGUGCGCACCGUGGAGAAAGUGGCUGCACAGGAGAAUACCACGUGUCCCAAAAUAUUCGAAUUUGAUUAAAGUGGAACCACACCUACCGUUGUCGCUUAAACGGCUUUGUUUGUUUUUAUGAAAUCUAUCCCUCAAUGAUGUUUCUACAGCGAGAACCAAGUUGCUACAGCAUUGCGCUGCGUAUACCAGCUUCUUCAGUCCGUUCGUCCGUCCAUGGCUAACCGUUGCUUUGGAGAAUUCUAUGCAUAGUCCUUCUACGACACAAACAGCAGUGCUUGAGUAAACUCAUGUCGCUCAAUCCAACUCAAUCGCCUUUUGUCAGACGGUUUUCAUCAAGUUCGUUAACAACAUUUCCAAAGCACAUAGGAGGUUCAAAUCUAAAAACAAAGCCAGUGACGCAUAUCUACAGAAAAUUAUGCAAGAUGUCGAGGGAAAGUUUUUCCUGGUAUGCGAAACAAAACAAAGCAAGAGUAAGGGUCAUAGUGUUUGUCUAUCUUUCAGUUAGUCAUAUUCCCAGUUUGUUUCUGGGCUAAAUGUUUCUUAAAUUAAAAAGAAAUAUAUAUGAAUCAGUCCUUUUUGGUUACAUCAAUUGAGUGUUCAAAGGGUACACCCGAUAUAACAAAAGCGUGGACGAUCAUCAUAAGGUAAUCAAAUCGAGGAAAAUAUACUUUGGCCUACUACAGAUGUACAUUUUCGUCCGUUGAAACUGCCUCAAUUUAGAUGAACCAUUUCCCACAAAUAUUGUUUUUUAAAAUCAAGAUCAGUAACUGAACUUUCUCCUGUGCUGUCAUAACCAAAAUCUUAAAUCAAAAUGAUCUUCCACACAAAGUUUGUUUUUACCAAGUCUAAAGUAUCAGGGAUAACUAGCAUAUCCCAUUUACCCUCACAGCUGACCUCAGUGGCAAAAAUCUCAAUCGUCACCUUCGUCCAACUGCAACGAAUUGCAAGUUAGCUUUGGUUUUUUUAAGCACGGAGACUAUUACUUAAGUAAAACAGGCAAUCUGCUAAAAACUGAUGGCUUUUUGUAUAGUUGUGAUUGGUUCACUCUUUUACUUAGCACCUUAAUAUUUGUAGAGGAUUAUUUUCUGCUUGGCUUG
This is a messenger RNA of Acanthaster planci (crown-of-thorns starfish), 1736 nucleotides long. RefSeq lists its product as uncharacterized. The record is from RefSeq and is a predicted model, not a curated record. Lineage: Eukaryota; Metazoa; Echinodermata; Asteroidea; Valvatida; Acanthasteridae.